Ipomoea triloba (trilobed morning glory) is the source of this 2100-nucleotide messenger RNA. RefSeq names its product heterogeneous nuclear ribonucleoprotein Q-like. The coding region runs from base 464 to 1918 and encodes 484 amino acids. The record is from RefSeq and is a predicted model, not a curated record. Gene Ontology annotation, molecular function: mRNA binding. NCBI's taxonomy places the organism in Eukaryota, Viridiplantae, Streptophyta, Magnoliopsida, Solanales, Convolvulaceae. Gene Ontology annotation, cellular component: nucleus. The transcript is spliced from 9 exons.
AGCAAUUCGUCAUAAUGCACUUUCACCACUAAAAAUUCCCCAAAUCAUCAUCAGAAACCCUAAUUACCACCAUUCCAGGGACAAGGUCACAAGGUGAUCAUCAGUUCACUCACCGACCAUCGUUACAGCAAUCCCUACAUUUCUUGAAAUUCAUUGCUUCAAUUUUUUUUUUCAAACUUGUUGGACAAGACCAUCCUCUUGUAAUCAUUCAACAUUCUCUCUUGCCUGCCUUUGUUUGUAUUGCCACUGUAGUUGGCCAGCCUUUUACUUUGAUUGAUCACAUGAAUCUUCUUGGGCCUUAUCUCAUGGAUCAAAGUCAAUUGAGAUUCUUACACUGGAAAUCCUCUUGUCCUUUAUUUUGGUUUCCACCUUUCCACAACUUUCUUCUUUCUUUUGCAAAUGCUUCUUGCUUCAGUGCUUCCAUCAGAGUUGCAGCGCCAUCUUGUCUUACUAGAUUUUUAAGAUGCCGAUGAAAAGAACUAGUGCCACAGCUUCUAAAUUGAGUGAACCUGAGAAGCCUGUUGAGACUGAAGAGCAGGUUGAGCUUGAUGGAGACAAUGAAGAAGAGGAAGACAUUGAAUAUGAAGAAGUAGAAGAAGAAGUGGAAUUGGAAGAGGAAGUAGAAGAAGAGGUAGAGGAGGAGGUGGAAGAAGAGGAAGAGGGAAGUGAUGGUGAAGAAAAGGGCUCUGAUGAUGAGGGACCGGAAGUUGAUCCUGAAGAGGAAGAUGAUGAGCAGAAAAGACGUGCUGAGCUUCUUGCGCUGCCUCCUCAUGGAUCAGAGGUGUAUAUAGGUGGUAUUACUCAGGAUGUUUCAGAAGGUGAUGUGAGGCAAUUUUGUGAGUCAAUAGGAAAAAUUACAGAGUUGAGAAUGAUGAAGGGAAAAGAAACAAAUCAGAACAAGGGGUAUGCUUUUGUCACUUUCAGAACAAAGGAACUAGCUUCUACCGCCAUUAAGGAGCUUAAUAAUACUGAACUAAAGGGAAGAAAGGUAAAGUGUUCUCCUGCUCAAGCAAAGCAUCGAUUAUUCAUUGGUAAUGUUCCUAGAAACUGGGGGGAGGAAGAGAUGAAGAAGGUGGUAAACAAGGUUGGGCCUGGCGUUAUUAAAGUAGAAUUGUUGAAGGAUCAACAGAAUUCGAGCCGAAACCGUGGAUUUGCAUUCAUUGAGUACUACAAUAAUGCGUGUGCUGAGUAUUCAAGACAAAAGAUGUCAAAUCCAAAUUUUAAACUUGAUGAUAGUUCUCCAACUGUUAGCUGGGCUGACCCAAGGAAUGCAGAUUCUUCUACUUCUUCUCAGGUUAAAGCAGUAUAUGUAAAGAACUUGCCCAAAAGUGUUACUCAGGAUCAGCUGAAAGAGUUAUUUGAACGUCAUGGAAAGAUUACCAAAGUCGUUCUACCUCCUGCUAAACCAGGACAGGAAAACAGCAGAUAUGGUUUUGUUCACUUUGCUGAAAGGUCAAGUGCAAUGAAGGCUUUGAAAAAUACAGAGAGAUAUGAGAUAGAUGGUAAAGUUCUGGAUUGCUCACUUGCAAAGCCACAGGCAGAUAAAAAACCUUCUGGUGGAUCAAAUUUACAGAAAGGAACCACAUUUCCGAUCUAUCCACCUCGUCUUGGAUAUGGCAUGGUUGGAGCACCAUAUUCUGGUGUAGCUGCAGGAAUUGGCCAUCCACUAGCUUAUGGAAGGGGAGCUACACCAGCCGGUAUGGCAAUGAUGCCAUUGCUUUUACCUGAUGGAAGGAUCGGAUAUGUCUUGCAACAGCCAGGAGUCAUGCCCACACUACCAACAGCUCCUCAAGGCGGUCAUGGUGGCGGUGGACAGUUUUCGGGUGGAGGAAGGCGUGGAAACAACAGUGGGCGUGGUGGUGGUGGUGGCCAUAGCAGUGACAGUGGACGUGGGCGUAGUCGAUAUAAUCCCUACUAAAUCACCCGCAAGUGGCUGGUGCAACUCUUAUUGCUCCGAGGAUAUAUAUAUAUAUAUAUAUAUAUAUAUAUAUAUAUAUAUAUGUAUUGUCUAAUUAUUGUUGUUAGUAAUCCAACAUAACCUUAACAUCCUACAUUUCUUGAAUAGAGGUUUCUUUUUCAUAAGAAAAACUUUUGGUUUUC